AUGGGAUCCGAGCUGCUGCCGCUUGGCCCUGUCGGAAGCUGGGCCGGGGUUGGCGGGGGUGGCGGUGGGUUCGGUGGGGAACAUGAUGCGAGCGAAGGCCUGCCAAGUAUUCUCGAUGCUAUCCCUGCUUGGAAGCGACCCAGGUUGCUGAAGGGUUUGCAGGAGCGGGAAACGGAGUACACCACCGUGGAAGGCGUCGGAGUCUUCAUCGGGACGUGGAACGUCAACGCCAAGAAGCCCAACUUCGAUGACCCUUUGUGGCUGCACGAGUGGCUUUGCCCCGCGGAGGGUCCAGAGGGCAAAGAGCGUAGCAGCGGGGAUGCCUCAUCGGCACCACCAGCAGCAGCAAAGGCUGGGAAUGCUGAAAGCGUUUGCGCCGAGACCUCUGCCAGUGAGGAAGGCAACGGAAUGGAAGACGUAUACGCUAUCGGGUUCCAGGAGUUGGUCGACCUCAACGCUGUCAACGUUGCUGUCGACAUCAAGAGUCAGAAGCGAAGCGUAGAGUGGGAAGAGCGUGUGCUCUCCUCGCUCAACCUCGCGGCGCUCCAUCAGGCCAACAAGAGAAGAAGGAGGGCGAGCGAAACCCCUCUUGUGCCUCGCUCGUCGGCGACGACCGGGGGAGCGCAAGAAAAGGGCGCUUCCGACACGGCCAAGGAGACGGUGCCGCCGGACGGCACGACACAACAGCCCCCCGAUUUCCUUAACGACGACGACGUUCUCGACGUGGUAUCCGUCGCGAGCCUCGCGGAGACCGACAACGGUCUGCAGCAAGACGAAGGAGUAGAAGUCGGCAUAUCUCUUCCUCAUGCUGCAGCCAGCGACACGGCUACCAGUCCGAGCGCAACAGAGCGGGAUAAUUUCCACCGCGACGAGCCGUCGAAGUCGCACGGACCGGCUAGCCUCGGCGACGCCGGAGGGGUUAGCGACGAAGGGACGACGUUCGUGCUGGUGGCCAAGGAACACCUGGUCGGGACCUGGCUGGCGGUGUUCGUGCGGGCGUCAAUGCUCAAGCAGGUCUCCGACGUGCGCUCGGCGACCGUUUCCGCGGGCAUGAUGGGCGUGAUGGGCAACAAGGGUGGCGUCGGUAUCCGCCUGCGCCUCCGCGACAGCUCUCUGUGCUUUGUUUCGAGCCACUUGGCGGCUCAUCGGGAAAACAUCAAGGCCAGAAACGAAAACUAUCAGAAGAUUUUGCGAGAAAUGGUGUUCCAGCCUCUGCCGGGGGCGGAGUGGCGUCGGCCACAGCAGCAACCACAGCGGCGAAUGAACAGCUUCCGGGGCGGGGGGUCAUCACCCCCGACCUCCCCGGGUACCAGGAGACGCCUGAGCGUGACAACUCGGCUGAUGAAUCCUUUGGGUGGGGGAGGUGCGUCGGCAACCGUGGGAAGGGGACGAGCGUCGGAGUCGGGACCGGGGUCGCUGAACUACCGGAGGAAGUUGAGCGUGGCCGCGCCGUCUCUUUCGGGUAUCCUGUCCCCACGGCACAAGCCCAACGGUGAUUCAUCCUUCGCGUCUACUUCGUCGAAGAGAACGGUUUCUUCUUCCUGCUCUCCGAAGAGAACAGCCGCGCGUGACGGCGAUACCGAUGCCUCCUGCGGCUGUCUCUCGCUCCCGACGUCUCCGGACUACACCAAGCAGCGGCAGGCUCGACACCAGCAGAGGGUGCAGAGGGGGCGGGCUGCGAGCUUCUGCCGGGAGCUGUCCCCUCUCCAGGACGACGGCAGCCGCGGCCGCCGUGCCAGACCGCGGCGGCGCAACAGCAUGUGCAUGUCUUGGUCGGGGGCUUCGUUUACCUCCGUCAUGCCGUCGGCUUCCUCCUACUCAGCCGCGUCUUGCUGCCCCCCCCCGCCCCCGGCAAAACAAACCCCGCCCAUCGGUCAGCGAGAGCUGCAGUCCUUGCCACCGGCUCUCGCUAUCACGGUUGCCUCGGCCCCUUCCAUCACGGCCGUCGGCGCCGAGUCUACCUCCAGCGCGGUAGCCGCCGCAGAUCGUGCCGGACAGCCCCUCGAUCGCAAUGUCUCAGAUGAUGACUGGCCGAGUGCUUCGGAUGACGGGUCAUCGUCGUCAGAUUCCGCGGGUGGAUCUCCUACGGCCGCAAGUGUCGGGGCCCCGCCGAGUAGCGCGAACAGCGCGUCUGCCAUCGCGGCCUUCGAAAUGAGGAGACUGAAUACGGCGGUUGCGAUCGACGACCUCUGUGGGAACGCUACUACAGGCGACGGGCAGACAAAGCCUGUGGUGGUCGGAGGCCACGAGUUCACCGGCGGUGCCGGAGGCGAUGGCAGCACUGUUGCAAGUUUGUUGCGCAUGGGAGACGGGGAAACCGAAACGCUGCCCUCAGGCGUGUUAGGACGGGGCACGGCGAUCGGUGCCGAGGGCGGCUUUGGUGGUGGUGACGGUAGCGCCAGGGUCAGGUCUAAUGCGGUGUUGGGCGGAGGAGGGCAGGGCGGACCCACGCAGGUGCUCUUCGUCCCGGAAAUAACUACGCACAACACUGGCGAGCACUUGGGGAUCCAGGAUCACGACGUUGUCUUCUGGUUCGGAGAUCUCAACUACAGGAUAGAGUCAUCCAUCGCUGCGCUGGAGGUGCUGGCUCACGCCGUAUCAGGUGGGGUGUCCUUCCUCGCCGCCAACGAUCAGCUCAACAGCGCCCGGGAGGCGGGCGACGCCUUUAGGGGCUUCCACGAGGCGCCGAUUGACUUCCCGCCGACGUACAAGUACGCCGCGGGCACCGACGACUACGACACGCGAAACGACAAGAAGUUUCGGGCGCCCGCGUGGUGCGACAGAAUUCUGUUCUGGACCUCUGGCGGCGAUAACGGGACAGACUCAACUGUGCCGAAGGACGUGAAAACAGUGACAGCAGGAUCCGUCCGGCAGCAUGCCUACAGGCGAUCGGAGACGCCGCUGACUUCUGACCACAAGCCUGUCUCGGCGUCGUUUUGGUUCGGGUGCAAGCAGGUCGACUCAGACAUCUAUUCCAAGGUUCUCCUGGAUGUUGUGAAGAAGGUGACAAGAGCAGCCGGCGACGUGAAACCGCAGGUUGAUAUUGUCGAGGGAGGAAACGCCAUGGACUUCGGAGAUGUCCAGUACGGGGUGCCGCAAACCCGCUCCGUGUGGAUUGCUAACACCGGAAGAGUCCCCGCAACCUUUAGCGUGCAUUCCUCCCAGCACCCCGUCCCGAAAAAUUCGAGCCCUGACCGGCCGAGAUCCCCCCUCGGCAGCGACGACCUACGCAACCUGGAGGCAAAAAAAGACCACAACGAGUCCGACACGGAAGAAGGCAAGGGUAUUGACGACUUGUUCGGCCCGGCGUCGUCCUGCUCACCAAAUGAAACCGGGGAGGGAGGAGGGGGAGCGGCAAGUGGAGGGAGAAAGCAGGAUGACAACAGCGGUGGCAAGGAAAUCCUAUCCGAUGAGGGUGGGAAGGAGCAGGAGGAGGUGGGCGAGGGAGCUUUCUCUCCCGCAAGCGGGAGCGGGGGCGAGGUAACGCCGGCCCCAGCGGCAGUGGAGGACACUAGCAAGUGGUGCUCGGUUUCCCCGGAGCAAGGCGUUUUGCUUCCGGGAGAGAGGCUCGAAGUAAAGUUCACGCUACUGGUCUUCGGCUUGGCCGGCCGCGCCUUGGCCACCGGACGGAUGUCUAGCAUCCUUGACGACAUCCACGUUCUCAGAGUUGAGCGAGGCAGUGACAGGUAUAUCGCUGUGAGCGGGAACUACGAGGCGUCCGUCUACGGGAGUACCCUCCCGGCCAUGAUGUCCCCCAAACCAAUCUCAGCGACGCUGAACAGUUCAACCGACGCCGCAAGCAACGUAGCGCGCGGGGGCGGGCUUUAUGAGGGCCGCCGCAUAGGGACGGGGGACGACGAGGGUGCACGGCGGCACGAGGGGACGGCAGCGGGGGCCAUCAGUGGUUCCGUCACGGUUCCUCUGGUGGAUGCUGACGCUGGCAGAGAAGACGGAGCGGGAGCUCGUAUGUCCUCCGGGCAGAAGACAGUACGGAUUCCACGCCAGGUCUGGAGGAUGGUGGACGCUCUGUUGAAGGAUUCUCACUAUGAUCAACCCGGGUUACUUGUGGACAAGGGCAACGAGCAAGAAAUUCUGGGAAUCCGAGCUGCGGUGAACGCCGGGGCUGAGUUUCCACCACAUUGCGCGAACUCCAUGGUCGAGGCGUUGGUAACCCUGCUGGGAAGUCUUUCGUCUUCGGUCAUCCCCGAAAGCGCGUGGGCGGCCGUCUCGGAGGCAGUGGCAGAGCUCGAUGCCGAAGAGAGAGCAAGCGCGUUGAUGGGCGGUAUGCCGACGUUGAACCGAGACGUCUUCGAGUACCUCAGUAGGUGCGCAAGUAGUUUACUAUUUCGACGAACCUGA
Ectocarpus siliculosus is the source of this 4359-nucleotide messenger RNA. The record is from the annotation of a GenBank genome assembly. NCBI's taxonomy places the organism in Eukaryota, Phaeophyceae, Ectocarpales, Ectocarpaceae.